Messenger RNA from Actinia tenebrosa (Australian red waratah sea anemone), 4196 nucleotides. RefSeq lists its product as uncharacterized. Gene Ontology annotation, molecular function: DNA-binding transcription factor activity, RNA polymerase II-specific; RNA polymerase II cis-regulatory region sequence-specific DNA binding. NCBI's taxonomy places the organism in Eukaryota, Metazoa, Cnidaria, Anthozoa, Actiniaria, Actiniidae. Gene Ontology annotation, biological process: regulation of transcription by RNA polymerase II. The record is from RefSeq and is a predicted model, not a curated record.
UUUUCUUACACUUCAAAUUAACAUCUGUUAAGAUUUUCGAUCGAUUUUGCAUCCAAAAAUAUUGCCUUACCCCGAACAUAUCAUGAAUUUAAUAACCGCCGAUUCCAAGAGGGUAUUGCGCGAGAUUUAAGUGAGGUUUUUGAGGUUUUUUUACAGAAUUCGCAUACGUAAUGAGCAUAUAAUUCAUGAAAAUCAAUAUGGCCGACUGGGAGGAAUAUUUCUCGAAACAAACUGCUCCUGCAAGCCUUAAAGAAACGAAAACCAUCGUUGCCGAAUUCGCAGUGAACCACAGAGCUGCGGGAAGGAAUGUUGUGCUAAUAACGUCUGGUGGAACAGCAGUCCCUUUAGAGAGCAAUACCGUCAGGUUUAUUGAUAAUUUUAGCAGUGGAACCAGAGGAGCAGCUUCUGCUGAACAAUUUCUUCAACAAGGUUAUGCUGUUAUUUUCUUGUUCAGGCAGCAUUCCUUGCAGCCUUUCUCAAGACACAUUUCACCUGACAAUUUUCUGGAUAUUCUAGAAUUCAAGGGAGAUAAUGAGGGUGCACUUCAUAUUGAAGUUGAUGAAAGUAGGGCACCAAAUAUAAGGGAUGUAUUAAAAAAGUAUCACGAGGUCCAGGUUUUAGGGACAUUAUUAUUGGUAGAGUUCAAUACUUUGUCAGAUUAUCUGUUUUUACUACGAACUAUGGCUGAAGCCUUGGGGAAUCUUGGUUCACAAGUGAUGUUUUAUCUUGCUGCUGCUGUCUCAGAUUUCUACAUACCAGAAGAAAGCAUGGCUGAGCACAAGAUCCAAUCAGAUUGUGGUCCUCUUGAGCUAGUAAUGCAACAAGUGCCAAAAAUGUUGACACCUCUAGUAAAAGAGUGGGCUGACAAUGCCUUUGUGGUUUCAUUUAAGCUCGAAACAGAUGUGAAUAUUAUCAGCAAGAAAGCUAGGGAAGCUCUUAAUAAAUACAACCACCAAGUGGUGGUGUCUAAUAUAUUACAAACGCGUAAAAAGACCGUAGUUAUAGUGACGCCUGCACAUGAGAUGGCAGUGUGGAUGUCUGAUGAAGAACUCGAACAAGGAAAAGAGAUUGAAGCUAAGAUUGUGACGGAGCUUGUUAAGAUGCACCAUCGGUUUAUCUCUGGCUCGGCUAUACAAGGGACACACGGACAAUACAUCCCUGGCCAACUGCAGGAAGGAGUUCACUUAUCUCAGGUUCAACAGUUUCAACAGUAUGGAGUACAGCCAAGUCAACCCCCCCUGACACCACAAGAUAGCUGUUCCCCUGGAUAUGGAGGAUUUAGCCCCAACGCCAACACCACAGUGACGCAUAUACGAUUACGAAAGAAUGAAGAAGGUAACUCACCCCCUUCAGUUUCACCUAUCUCCGAGGAAAGCAUACCUCCUACCCCUACCACGCCCACCUCUGGAGGUAAGGGUAUUUCUAGGUUUGGGAUAUUAUCAGAUCUCUCACUUACAGCCGAGAUGAAGGAGUUUAUCGAAUCGUUCCGCACUAGAAGGAUCGCUUUGGGUUAUACGCAAGAAGACGUCGGGUUCGAGUUGUCUCGAACAAACGGUCCGUCUUACAGUCAGUCUUUUAUUUCACGUUUCGAGUCGAAAAACCUUGGGCUCAAAGCUGCGGAGAAAAUGAAACCCGUCAUGCAGACGUGGCUCGAACAGAAGGAACUAGAGUGCUCCAAGGGUUUGCGAGUCUGCAAAAAGCGCAAGCGGAGAACGUCUUUCUCAAACGAAGUCUUAAGAGUCCUGAUAUCGCACUUUGAACAAAAUCCCAAACCAAAUUCAACUGAAAUAACGCAGAUCGCGAAGGAAGUGAAUCUGGAACCUGUCACGGUGCGGGUCUGGUUCUGUAACCGCAAACAAAUGCUUAAACGAAUGGCUACGGGAAAGACGAGGGUUAACAAUUCAUUGAAGGCAGAAUUGGAAGCCAAAUCUAAAGUUGAAUUCAGCCCAACUAAAGAGGGUAAACUGGAUUUCACUAACAUGCCUGUUGGCCAGUUCUCGUUCACUGAGGAUAGAGUCAAACCCCUUGUAUGUGUGGGAUCAGAAGGAAGUCCCGUCAAAAAGGUGUCACGUACUCCCACUUCUUGCGUUACCUAUGCUCAAGUUCAAGACGAUACAAUUGUUCACUCAACUGCCUUGACAGGGGCGCCUGGGGCCUACAGCGUGUCAGAGCCUGUGAACCAAGUUAACCAGUUUCCAUUCCCAGAAGUCGAAAAGCCAAUGGGAAUGAACGUCGGCAAUGCUAUGAAAACAACUCCACAAACACCGACCUCCUACGCACAAGAAGCAGCUAUCAACUCAAGUGCUGGUACUGGGAACCAUGUGGCGUACGCAACCGAGUCAAUGUCAGAGCCUGGUACCCAUGUCGAACACGCUGCGGUUGUCAGUUUAAAUUUUGAUUCUCCUGUUGUACAUAAGGUACAGCAAGGACCUUUCUCUCGACCAAUGGGUGAUGAUAACACUUUACAUGACUACCAUACUGAAGUACGCAUGCCUGAACAUUCCUGAGACUGUAUUGCUUGCAUACCAUGGGAAUAUUAUAAUAUAAUAUGACAUAACCGUCAGAGAUUUUUGUGAAGAAUCUCCAAUGAAAACAUGAAGAUUUUCAGGCAAUUUUCUUAACCCAUUCCAAAUGAAAAUUUGCGAAAAUAAUGCUUCAAUUUUAUUUUGUUAUACAAAUGAUAUCCAACAUUGCUAUGCUUACAGAUGCAUCAUUCUUUAAGCUGUCAAUUAAAUUUACUCAUAAAUUUUAAUCUUCUAAAUUGGGUGUGCGUAGGCUGUUUACGUGAAGGUAGUAUAUUGACUAAUCCAACUUGGCUAAUUCUGCGGUUCUCUUGGGAAAGAAAGCUUGCCUAAUGCACCUAGUUCAUCGAACCUUCAUGUAAACAGCUUGUGAAUAAUAUAAUAAUAGUUUAUCUUUGGCUUUAAGUGCGUAAGCCAAGGUUUUAAACGAAACAAUAAUUUUUAGUGUUAACUUUUGAUGUGGCACACAAGUGUGUGUUUAGAUUAGAAUGUUAGACUAGCAGGUGUACGUUCUCUUUUGUUGCCAAUCCUUGCUUGUGUUAAUUUUGACUUUUAAUAAUGACAGCCCAAGUAGAAGUGAAGUGCAGAUUUCGUAUGAAUGCAUGAUUCCCACAGACGUAUUAACCAAUAAGGAAUAAGAACCCAGUGGUUGCUAAGUAACCAUUGGUUGCUAAGUAACCAGUAGUUGCCAAGUAACCAGUAGUUGCUAAGUAACAAGUAGUUGCUAAGUAACCAGUAGUUGCUAAGUAACGUAUAGUUGCUAAGUAACCGGUAGUUGCUAAGUAACCAGUAGUCGCUAAGUAACCAAUAGUGUUUGAUUGGCUUAACAAUACAUCAGUGCCAUAUCAAGCCAUGCCAUUAGGCCUCAUGAGUUCGAUAAAAUUAAUGCAUCAUGAUCAAGCUUGGGUAAAAACAACACUAUAAGAUAUAGCGAACAAAAGAUGUUUUCUACCAAAGCUAGGCUUCAAUGUACCAUCUUCUUUAGAGGCUGAAGUCAUUAAACCCGUGAAUAGAUAUUAGACUAAUACACUUUAGUAGACCAUUAGUAGACCAUUGUUUUCUUUUGUGUCUGUUUCACUAUUACACGUUGACUAGUAAUUUUUAUUUCACGGGUUAAAUGUCCUCACUCUACUCAGAAAAAGGUCUGUACUAUUGUCCUUGUCAUACAAAAUGUAUUCUUUGCGCAAACGUGGACACUCAGCACAACAAAAGGAGCGUAUUUAGAUGACAUUCAUUUAGUUUACAGGUCUAGUCUGGGUGUACUUUUACGAAGGGUAAAUUCUAUUUAGUAUUAUGCUUUUUAAUUCUACCUAUUAUCGCUUACUUCUGUAAAUGUCUUUUUACUGUAGCACGAUAUAUAUAUAUAUAUGUAUAUAUAUAUAUAUAUAUAUAUAUAUAUAUUAUGACUUGGUAUUUAAAUAGGUGGUGCUGGACACUCCUUAUUCGCUAGACUGCGGUACGUAGUAAUAGAGAUCCUCGUCAGUCAAGGGAAAGAUAUAUACAUAUAUAAUAAUACAAUAUACGACAAGCAGAGCUCUUAUGCAUUAUGUAUGCAUGUGUAUGUAUAAGUAUGCUUCAAGGAAUGCAUGGGCAUUGGUUCGGGAUUGUGUACUUGUGCAGGAUUGCACACUUGUGCAGGAUUGUGUGCUUGUCGGGGAUUGCGCACUUGUCCAG